UUUUAAAAUCAACAACGCCCUAAGAUUUGGGUAAACAAGCCUUUAAAUUGUAUUCACCCAUGCAUGCCUUAGAGACAAGAAAAUUUCUGUUGGAGUAUUUAAGCGGCGUUGGUGACGGAAUGUUUGAUUAAUGAUAAAAUUGGCAUUUAUCGUAAUGUAGUACUUUACACCGUCUGACGCGAAGUACCAAAUACGAUUCGUGACAGUGUCGAGGAAAAGUCGAUGUAAGAUGGAAACGGUGGAUUUCGAUGACGAACAGACUCAUACUCAUUCCAUAAAAUUACCGGCGGCAGUCGAGGUGUUCGCAAAUUUAAAAAAUGCCCAAACUUUCGCAAUCGACAUCGGCUUAUCAUUGACAAAAAUAGCUUAUUAUUCAACAGUUAGUUAUCGUAAAGCACUGUAUGAAGAUGCAGGCUUAGGGAAUAGUGGUGAACGAGCAUACAAAGUUCACGAAGGGAAUAGACUUCACUUUGUUAAAUUUGAAACAAGAUACAUUGAAAACUGUUUGGAUUUUGUGGAAAAAAAUUUAGUGAAUGUUGAAAGGUUUCAUGGUAAAAGUAUUAAAGUAACUGGUGGUGGAGCAUACAAAUAUACUCCUUUACUACAGGAGAAAUUGGGCUUGAUAGUUGAUAAAGAAGACGAAAUAGCAUGUCUAAUAAAAGGUUGCAAUUUUUUACUCAAAAACAUACCAUGUGAAGCGUUUGAAUUUAAGAGACAUGGAAAUCCUGAAUAUGUAUUUCAAAAGGCUUGUACUAAUAUAUUUCCAUAUAUGUUAGUGAAUAUUGGUAGUGGUGUCAGUAUUCUAAAAGUAGAGUCUGACAAAGUAUUUGAAAGGGUUGGUGGUACAGCUACAGGAGGGGGAACAUUCUGGGGAUUAGGUUCCCUUCUUACAAAAAGAAAGGACUUUGAUGAAUUGCUGCAACUUGCAGAACGCGGAGAUCAUCGUAACGUUGAUAUGUUAGUGAAAGAUAUUUAUGGUGGCGAUUAUUCUUCCCAAGGAUUAUCAGGGGAGCUUAUUGCAUCUUCUUUUGGCAAGGCCAUGCCAUAUAUUAAUAAUAAAGGACAGCCAACAUUUUCCGAAGCAGACCUUGCCAGAAGUCUUUUGCUCACAAUAAGUAAUGACAUUGGACAAAUAGCUAGUCUAUAUGCAACUGUGCAUAAAAUGAGUAAAGUUUACUUUGGUGGUUAUUUUCUUCGAAAUCACCCUUUGUCAAUGCACACUAUUUCAUAUUCCAUCAAAUAUUGGUCUCACGGUAAAGUAAAGCCUCUUUUCCUUCGUCAUGAAGGCUACCUUGGUGCUAUUGGUGCCUUUUUAUAUGGUGCUGAACAGUCAGACAAAUAUAGUUGGUUGGAAAACUAUGCAGGCUCUUCAGGAUUUAAAGAUUCAAUACCAACCGACCUUGGAAUUAAAGUUGAUCAGUUGGAAAUUGAUCAGGCAGAAAAUGCUGUGACAUUUUGUCCCCUUUUAAAAGAUCCUGCAACUUACAAUCCUGACACAACAGAUCUUGCAGAGGACAAAGAAGCUAGAGACUAUUGGCUUCAGUGUUUUGAGGAAUCAGUGGAUAAAUUUAUUGCAAGAGCUAUCCACAGUCAACCACAUAGUCUAACUGCUAAAGAUAGAGCAACAAAACUUAAGGAGAAAUAUAUUAAUAGACUACAUUAUUUGCAUCUGCAACCAUUUGCGUAUGGAACACUCACUGUGAGGGUAUUACUGGAUACUAUUGAGCAUUGUAUGAAGGAAUUUGAUUUUCCCGAUCCUUAUUUGCACCAAAAAAAACUAGAGAACGAAGAAGCCUUAAAACACCUGAAAGAUCGUAUAAUUGCUCUGGACAAACUAGAAGGAAAAGAGAAAAUAAAAGCUCUUGUACUAGGAGUUGUGAGCGGUAAUAUGUUCGAUUGGGGCGCAAAAGCUGUCUCUACGUUAAUGGAAACAACAGACUUUGGUUUUGCCGAAGCUGAAGCAAAAAUACCGGGUAGACCGUGGUUGCAAGAUGAUUUAGAUGAUUGGAUAAAUAGAUUAGAAACUGGACCACCACAUAAAUGUGCAGCCAUCUUUGUUGACAACAGUGGAAUCGAUAUAGUGUUAGGAAUUUUACCUUUUGCACGGGAUUUGUUGCUUCGAGGGACAAAAGUUAUACUGUGCGCUAAUUCUAUGCCAGCUUUGAACGAUGUGACAUAUCCAGAAUUAGUCGUAACAUUACGAGAUGCAGCAAAAAUAUGCAGAGAUAUUAGACAUGCUCUAAAAGAAAAUCGAUUAAUGGCUAUGGAAACAGCUCAAGCAGGCCCCUGCCUUGAUUUGAGCCGAUUGAGUCUAGAUUUAUGCCUUGCGAUGGUAAAACACAAUGUUGAUCUUAUUGUACUUGAGGGAAUGGGCAGAACCCUUCAUACCAAUCUUUAUGCAAAGCUAACUUGCGAGUGUUUGAAGUUGGCAGUUGUUAAGAAUCGAUGGUUGGCGCUUCGAUUAGGUGGCGAUAUGUAUGCUGUAAUAUGUAAAUAUGAACGACCACCACCGAAAACGAAAAUUUAUGACAUAGAAAUAACAGCGGAAGAAUGCCCAUCAGAUUGUGUAGAGGCAGUGACGGACGUUUGUAUAUGCGACGAAAAAGACUAAAUAAUGAAUACCUAAGUAACUAUCCAAUUGUUCUUUGGAUCAAUGAUAUGUGCAAAAUUUGAAUUCGGUUAUAGGAACUGAAAAAAUUGUAGGUUAAAGUAUUUUUUAAUUUACAUUGAGCUAUGUAUAUAAAUAAAAUAAGAGAAAUUAACAGAAAAUUUCUUUCAAGUAUGAUUUAGAAUUUCAUAUAAGAAUAUACUCAAAAUACUUAAAAUACUUUAUACAAAAUUUAUUAUUACUUGCUUUCAACAAUGUAACUAUUAUAUGUAGAAUUUAAGAACGAUAAGAGAAGCAAGCUUGGUGGAUUACGUUAUGUAUUUUAUUCUCUAAUGAACGAACACAGCUUAUUAAGACGUUUUUACGUUUAUAGCGCGGAUCAGUAUAUUAGAGUGUUUAAUAUCGCGGAAUCAACCAAGUUUCAUAAUGUAGCCUAUACUUGUUACUCAAGUAUACAAAUUGGUAGUACCUACGUAAAACAUUAAUAAAUAACGACUAACACCUAGUCAAAGACAAUAAAUAUUAUUUUCUUUAUAGUUUGAAGAACUUAUUGUAAAUUAAAGAAAAAGUGAUUAUGACCAAUUGCAAUAGAUACAGACAUGUAUCAUAUAAUACUGUACAGUAUAUCUUCUGUGAUAACGUAGCGAUCAAGGAGAAAGUUACGCGUUUGUGUAAAUUGAAAUUUGAAAGAAUCUAAUAGAGUAAUGUGUACAAAAUUGAAGUGCCUUGAGAAAGGACGUUCUUGUUUUGAAACUUUUUGUAUAGGAAUCUCCUAUUAGUUCGUGCCAGAUAGGACAGUGUAGACUGAAAACUUGUUUUCAUAUAUUAACUUGGAACAGUCUGUUUUUUCUUUUUUUUUAUUUUAUAAUAUUUUUUUGACAAAUACAACACCAAAGUGUUGUUCAAUCUGACGCGAAGAGUCGAGUGUGCCGUUAAGAUAUUUACAAUUACAUUAUGUCUGUAAGGGAAAAAGAUUAUCAAUUCCCCAGAACAUUUUGUAGAAAAGAAGGAAACAAGUAAAUCGAAAAUGAAUAAAAUGUAAAAUAGAAAUUGUACAGCAUUAAUAAAGCAAGAAACUUGAGAUAAAUUGUUAUGUUAAAGCCAGAGACAAUGUCUGGAACAAAGACAAGAUAAUAAUUUGUUAAUAUUCAAUUUAAAUGGCACUCGUGCGUGAUAUACAAAUUGUUCCAUAAUGUGUAAAUAAAACAUGAACCAUUUGAGACUUAAUUGUAGGGUAUUUAAUGAUUAAGCGCAACGUUUUUUUAAAAAUUUGUAAUCUACAUUAAAAUUUACUCUGACGAACCUCGAUAUAAAUUUCGAAAGGAAAUUCUUAUUAAAUUGUAAUCACGGUCGUGCUUGUUGGCCAAAUAAAAAUGCAAUACAAGUUUUUCCCCGAAUAUACUAAGCUUUGCUGUAAUACAUAUUAAAACAUUAAUCUUCUACGAGUGUACAAUUAAAUACAAUUGUGUAAAUAAAACGCAACUAUAUUUUUUAGUAAUAAAUUUUAUACAACAUAAGUUCGUUUCGUUUAACGUUCGUAAUACCUUUUAUGGAUCGUGAAUUCGAAAAAUUUCAUUAGCGAUGACGA
Colletes gigas is the source of this 4196-nucleotide messenger RNA. Its product is annotated as 4'-phosphopantetheine phosphatase. Gene Ontology annotation, molecular function: ATP binding; pantothenate kinase activity. The transcript is spliced from 13 exons. NCBI's taxonomy places the organism in Eukaryota, Metazoa, Arthropoda, Insecta, Hymenoptera, Colletidae. The record is from RefSeq and is a predicted model, not a curated record. Gene Ontology annotation, cellular component: cytosol; nucleus. The coding region runs from base 230 to 2611 and encodes 793 amino acids. Gene Ontology annotation, biological process: coenzyme A biosynthetic process.